AUGCCGAAGCCGACCAGCAGGCGCCGGCAUACCGAGAAACAUUCGCGCCAAAGGUCCAAGCCCAGCGAAAGCGGACCAGAGCCCGAUCGCCACAGCGAUGCUGCCUUUUCGAAGCCCACUGCGGAUACCGGAGCCGCCGUCAUCAGCCCGCAAGGCCCCAGUGCUCAAGCCUACACUAGGGCCAAAGGAAAACCCCGGGACGAAGGCAUGCAGUCACGACUGUCGGCGCUGCCUCCUCCGCGAUUCGGCACCAGUCCUCGCCAGACGCCGCAUGGCGUCGAGUCGGUCCGAACCACGCCAUCUCCGACGGCUUCCUGCAAUUCGUCGGCACCGAUAAAUACCAAUGUGGAGCUUACAUCACCCAGCCCCGAGUUCCAGCUUCAACUGCAACCCGUGUCCGCGGGAGCGUCGGCUCAAUCAUCGCCGCUAGGCGGUUCGUCCCCGAGACUCGACGUGGCCACGGGAGUGCGCGCGAACCUCGCGAUCGCCAGUGUCGUCGACACCUGGCAAGAACCCCGCGCGCCUCCCAUUGGUGUUUCGGACGAGCAACCCACCGAGACGCCGGCAGCAGCGCAGGCUCAUGCUGCUACCGCAGCGGAGGAGCUCGAGCAGCAGGCGCCGGCGCCCAGCCAACAGUCACCGCAGGUCAAGACGCACGGCGACGUUUCGGCGGCAAAAGCAGUUGUGGCGGAGACGACUCCGGAGCGAGUGACGUCAAAACGGACAAAUUUCCCGACAAGGAAAAUAACCGUCGCAUUCACCGCGGCAUGUGUGGGCGUUAGCGUGCUCUUCAUGUUUGCCGUGUUUGUGGUCAUCGCGAAGAACCCUAGUGCGGUGGGCCUCAACCUGUGCCGAACCAAAGACUGCGAUCAGCACUUGAUGCUGCUUACCAGACGCCUCGACCCGAAGCUCGACCCUUGCGAGGAUUUCGCUGCCUUCGUGUGUUCUGCGUGGCGGGCGUCGCGGACGCACAGGGAACAAGCAAGAUCGGUCAUAGAUGACCUGCGCUUCACUUGGUACGACCGCUUCGACAACACCUUGAGAAGGGGCGCGCUAAGCCUUACCGCGGCAAGGAAACCGCGCGCAAUGUACACCAUGUGUCGGCGCUACUUCCCUGCAAACCUGUCGCAGAUGGCCUUAAUCUUCAACCACAUCAAAGAGUACAAUGUGCGAUGGCCGGAUCCACCCACGAAGCCACAUGAUCCGUUGAGUAUGCUUGUCUUGCUCAGCUACAAGUGGGAGCUGCAUUUCUGGAUCACGGUCAACAUGCUGGAGCAUUCACUCAGCGGCAAGCGACGCAUCCUAGUCAGACCGGGUCUGUUCCUCUCCAUGCUGCUUUACCAACACCAGGCGGUCGCGCAGUCCUAUGUCCAGUACUGGAAGCUGUACCUGGCACUCUUGCAUCCGAAUGCCAGCACUCGCCCACCUGUAAACGAGAAGCUUGUCAACGAUAUACUGAGGAUUGAAGACGACGUGCUCAACAGCUUGCAAAUCAUGGCCGCGUCCCCUCGGAAGAGCCCCGCGCUGUUUUCCUUCGGCAAAGUACGCGCCUACGUUCCGAACGCUUCCGUCACCCUCUGGCGCGAGGCAUUCCAGAGAGGCAUGUCGCUGCAGCCGGCGCUAACCGACGACGACGAGAUUGCCGUUAGCGACGUAUCGUACAUCAGGACGGUCUCUGAGCUACUGGCCAAGUACAGUGAAGUGCAGCUCAACAUGCACAUAACGUGGCUGGCUCUACAGUAUUACGCCCCCGUGGCCGACUACUCCAUUCUCGUGGGCUAUUACGGCAGUGGAGAGAAGGCGAAAGAGUACCUGCCAGCUUAUUGUGCGCACAAGACAGAGGCCGCUUACAAGGUGCUCGUACUGGCCCUCGGCUUCCACGCCCGGUUCACGGACCAAGACCGAACGGCGAUCGACGCCGGCUUUCAUAGCCUUAUCUCGGCAGCGGUGCGAAAGAUCAACAGCGCCCGCUGGAUGGGCGACGAAGAAAGGAGGAGGGCUGCUGAGAAGGCCGCCUCCCUGCGGAUGGUCCUCUGGCCGCCACAGUCCCUGCUGGACAACGACACGCUUGAGCGACUUUACGCCGACUUUCCCGAGAAAGCGCCGUCAUUUGCCCAAUACUGGAUCCAGGCGCUGGAAGCUGCAGCCCGAAUGAACAGGACGCCGGAUUUCAGCGAGGCGCUUCUGCUGCUCGGGAGCCACUUCGCGACGUAUGCCGAGUACGACUACAUAUCAAACGCAGUGCGAGUGGCUAUGGGCGCCGUCGCAAAGCCAGCGUACUACAGCCAUGGUACCAAGGGCAUGUUGUAUGGCGGCGUGCUCUUCCUCGUGGCUUUGCAGCUAGUCAGGGCCAUCGACGACGAAGGGAUCAGGUGGGCGCCCAACGGUAGCGCGCUCGGCGAGUCCACCUUCUCGGCUCCUGCGUUAGAAGCGUACAGAGCCAGGUCGCAAUGCCAGCACGGCGCCGCUGACAGCGGGAGCGCGUUUCCCGAUGUGCCCGCACUGGAGAUCGCCUACUCCGCGCUGGAGGAAUCGCGCUUUCAAAACGAGAGCGAACCCACAGCCCUCAGCGAGGAUCUGCCGGAACUGAAGGUUUUCUUCAUGACGCUAUGCUACAUGACAUGUGCUAGCCCCGGCGGUAGGAGCAGCAUCGCUGCGGAUUGCAACAAGGUCGUUCGCAAUUCCUGGGCUUUCGCCGAUGCGUAUAGAUGUCCAAAGGGCAGCAAAAUGAACCCGGAAAAAAAAUGUUCGUUCUUCGAGUGA
Dermacentor andersoni is the source of this 2763-nucleotide messenger RNA. The record is from RefSeq and is a predicted model, not a curated record. NCBI's taxonomy places the organism in Eukaryota, Metazoa, Arthropoda, Arachnida, Ixodida, Ixodidae.